Messenger RNA from Eimeria mitis, 738 nucleotides. RefSeq lists its product as uncharacterized. Lineage: Eukaryota; Apicomplexa; Conoidasida; Eucoccidiorida; Eimeriidae. The record is from RefSeq and is a predicted model, not a curated record.
AUGCCGUCGAUAUCAGGAAGCGAGUCUGAUUCACCUUCUGUGGAUUCCACGCAACAGCCAACGCCUCCCCACGUCGAUACUGGUAUCGAUUCACCUAUUGAGUCCGCCCUGCCGGAAGCCGACGAGCCCUUGUCCAAAGAUGUCUUGGUCGCCGAUGAACCGCAGCAACGCCCCUCAGCGGACGAUUCGAUUGGCUUGCAGCCCGCGGUGUUGGGAGGUGCUUCGGAGACACCGAUGGUGCCGAUUCCGCAGCGCUCCCCACCCGCUCCCGAUCCUAAUGUUGAUCCACAUGUUGAUUCCGUGUUGUCUAGAGUCGAGUAUUCUACCUCCGAAGACGUUUGGAUUCCCGAUGCGGAGCCACUGCACCCCACACCAGGUUCCUCCAGUAUUUCGAUGCCCCUGGCAUGGGGAGGGGACCCUGAGCUGUCGGACGGCAACCCAAUCGCGGGGAAAAUUGAAUAUGGGCUGCCCUCAAUGACCCCUACAUUGCCAGGCGCUCCUAAGAGAGUCAUAGUAGGGAGGAACCUCGGGGAACCGUCACCUGCUGACAUGUCAGGCCACCAAAUGCAGCGACGAUCACCUGUCGGUGCUGAAUCCGCGUACAGUGGGCCCUUGACAUGUCAGGCCACCAAAUGCAGCGACGAUCACCUGUCGGUGCUGAAUCCGCGUACAGUGGGCCCUCCCCCGAUGCAGCAGAGGUGGGCGUUUGAGAUGAGUUCAGACCGAAUUUUUAGUUGA